AUGAAUUCCCACGACCCCAAGACCACGAUAUUCACCAACGGUCAUCACAAGCCUGUCCACAAGUUCAACGAUGCUCACAACCAGCUCGGAGCACCGUAUAAGAUUCCGUCGCGCUCCAACUCACUUCAUGGGCAUAGGGAGAUCGCCCAACGUUCCACCGACAGCCUUCCGCUGACCAAGUUUGCCAAACCGUUCCACGAAUCUCCCCUACAUAACUCGAUAUCUGAGGCUAUGCAAAUUGUGGAACGAAGAGUCAAGUCGGAGCAUAAUUCGCCCGUGCUUGGGCCGACAAGGAUGGCAGGGCCAUCGUCGAUACAGGAUUUCAAGAUACCCAAUUUUGAUCCCCGGGCAUAUGCAUACUCUCCAUUUGGCACGGAUACUCCACCAACCCAGCCGAACAGCCUACCAAACAGCCAAAACCCAAGCUUACAAGAUCUGACACUCCCAGAACGUUUUCCGGAGAACUGGUUCAUGACGUUUGAACAAGCCCAUGACUACGAGCCUCCACCGUGGGCGAGGUUAACGGAGGGGUCUUCAACAGACUGGAACAACAUCAACCUAGACGGCACUAAUAGUCUCUACAGUCUGAAAAAUGAAAAUUCGCCAUAUAUGUUGUCUCAGCAAGUUGCUUUCCAGGCCUCUGAGUUGACGAGCCAAAUAAACAGAGUGGGCAUCACGUCCUCGAGCGAAGAGCCUUCCGAGGUCGAGGAUCAGUCUCCUCCGUCUGUUGCCAAUCCCUGGGGUGCCGAUCGAGCCGUGGGAACUGAUCGGCAGACUGGUUUGGAUGCUUUCAAUGAUUACAGCAGUGUGGGUGGAGACGAUGCCUCUGAUCGGUUUCGGCUGAGUUCAGCCUCGUCUUAUUUUGGGACUCCUCAAGCGAACAUGCUGGCAAAUGAAAACAUCGGGAGUCUUGAUAUCGACGAUUAUUUGAAGCAGGCCGAGGCGGAGACAAAAAGAAUGCAAUUACAACAUCAGUUGGCGCAGAUGCAGAUGAACCCACAAGACUCCCAAACUCCGUCUCGAUUAUCGAGUGUCAGUCGGGGUAUGACGCCCAGUAUCUCUACACCGGGAAGCACUGGGAAUGUGGAGCAUCCGUACACCAUCAGUGAAGCCCAGAGAUAUGCGCAUCCUGAUGGAGGAUCGAAUCUGUCGGUGGACCAUCCUAGAGCUGCGAUACCACCCUCGUAUAUGGCAGAUGAUCCGGCGUGGUCGGUCGCGCCUGACAUGACCAAUCCGGAAUUGAGUCUGAACGAUGAACGAGAAGAUGAGGACUGGGUUCGGUAG
Fonsecaea nubica is the source of this 1284-nucleotide messenger RNA. RefSeq lists its product as hypothetical. The transcript has a single exon. The record is from RefSeq and is a predicted model, not a curated record. The coding region runs from base 1 to 1284 and encodes 427 amino acids. NCBI's taxonomy places the organism in Eukaryota, Fungi, Ascomycota, Eurotiomycetes, Chaetothyriales, Herpotrichiellaceae.